Linderina pennispora is the source of this 369-nucleotide messenger RNA. RefSeq lists its product as uncharacterized. The record is from RefSeq and is a predicted model, not a curated record. The transcript is spliced from 2 exons. The annotation marks the transcript as partial. Lineage: Eukaryota; Fungi; Kickxellomycota; Kickxellomycetes; Kickxellales; Kickxellaceae.
AUAUUCUCCAUCCUGCCCACUACCUCCUCAUGCGUACCUCAAUCUUUCGCUGCCAUCUUCGCCACUGCCUUCGCUGCCGAGCGCCUCCCUCCCAAUGACCCCAGCGUGACUGUCUCAUGCAAUCCCCAGCAGUGGCAGCCGCGUUUGGCAGGCCGUCGCAUCGUCGAGGAGCAUCGUGAGGGCUGGCGCGGAGAUUUCAACAACCCCACCCUCCACCGCAUUAUCAGGCCUGGUGACAUGACCACCCUGGACUACCGUCCAGAUCGCCUUACUGUGCGUAUCAAUGACAAGGGCACCGUAGUUGAGGUCAAGUGCAACUAAGGGAUUUGCAACAGCUGGUCUUGUCUGAAUCUUUGAAAUAAAAACGCG